UAAAGUGGUGACGUAAUCGGAAGCUGGGACACAAAGUGAACGCGGGGAAGUCGGAGAGUAACCCAGGUCAGCAGUGAAAUUGCCGGUUCCCUGUCAUUGCUCCGGGUCCUGCACCGUGGGGAACCGCGUGGUGCAGACCUGGGUGCGGAGGACACGGCGGGGUGACGCGGGGACCUGAAACCUCCCCGGAGCCACAGUCGCCGCGCGGGGCGGCCUGGGAAAGUCACCAGUCAGCAGCGCAGUGGCGGGAACCGCAGCCCGGUGGCCCUGGAACCUCCCAGGGCUCACUGAUCACCAUGACCUGCUCACCUGUGCUGCAGAACAAAGUGACCUGGAAGGAGAGAGGAGACAGUAGCUAAGGAUCCAGGUAUGGUGGAGACAAUGGUGAAGGAGUGGAAAGGGGAUCAAGUGAAUGUGGAAGUGGGACAUGAAAUCAGUUUUGCCACAUUCUGUUUCACUAGAAAUAAUUCUGGAGACUUCCACUGAGAAAAAUGUCCUCAGGAUUAUCCUAAUGUAGUCAUGUGAAGGCUUUCUUCAGAAGAAUUGAUAAUGGAGUCAAAUAAAGUUUUAUUGACUAUCUAUGCAUGUGAGUGAUGCUGUCCUUAUUCACAUCAGAGAUCAUGUUUUCAUACCAUUAUUAAAUAAUUUUCAUUCAUUGUUUUAAUGUAUUAUAAAAAUGAUGAAAAUUAAUACCUCUAGGUUUAUUUAUUGUAUUCAGAAUUUUUGAGCUUUGGUAUUCUAGCACAUUCUCUACCUUUUAGUGUUUUUGUCUCUGUUACUGAAAAUAAUGCCAACAGAGUUUUGAUAAGAAUCAGGAACUAUAUUUACAGCCUACUUCACUGCAUCUGUACUGCCUCCUCUUGUCUCCCAUUGCCUGUUGGAGAUUAGGAUAAAUAUUUACAAUGCACUAGGACUUAUGCUGAUUCAGUAAAGUACUGGUUGUAGGUUCUCCUCCAGGAUCCAUGCCUUUACUAGCCCUGGGGAAACAGGCUACGUUUCCAGUACCAGGCACAUUUUCCCUCUUGUCGAGAGGGUCUUAAUCCAAGUAGAAGCUGUUGGUUACAGCCUAACUAUGUGUCCUACUCUUGCACCCCUAGGGCUAUCAUGCAGUACACAUCAUUGGUGUGGUUCAUAGGUGUCAUGGCUGGGUAGGACAGUUGUUUGGCUCCCUCCUUGGGAAGGUUACAUGUCACCUUCUGAUACCAUGAAAGCUAAUCCCCAGGGAAGAGGCUUUGAGGUGAGUUCCAUCCCCAGCCCCCUAGGAUUUGUCUGAAGUGUGUGGCUUCUUCAACACUAGGAACUCAACUUCUGUCUCUAGUAGGCAACGGCGGGCAACAGCAGUAGCCUGCAAUGUUUGGAAGUUUCUUGGACAACUGUGACCUAUAACUUCAAAUCAGAUUUGAGAGGGAAGCGACCAUCAAUUCAUUGUUCCUGAAAGAGAAAGCCAAAGAAGAUAAACAGUUAGAAAUGGUUGAUUCUCCAGUAAUCACGUUUCAGGGUCUGUUGACAUUCAGGGAUGUGACUGUGGACUUUCCCCAGGAGGAGUGGGAAUGCCUGGACUGUGCUCAGAGGGCUUUGUACAUUGAUGUGAUGUUGGAGAAUUACAACAACCUGGUCUUUGUAGAGAAUUAUUACAGAUGUAAUCCUGUCCAUCAACAUGUGAAGACGGAAAAGGAGUCUUGUCAGUGUAAUGACCUUGGGAAAGUGCUUUAUGACCCCUCCACAUGUGCACUUUAUAGAACAAGUCAAACUACAGAAAACUCUAAUAACUACACAUGUAGUAACAACAAGGAUGCCUGUACUGACUCAUCAAACCUAGAUAGACAUGAAAACAUGCACAAUGGAGAAGAACUUUGCAAAUCUAAAGACCAUGGGAAAACUUUAAAUUUGUGUUCCAUCAUUACUCAAGAUCAAAGACUCUUCACUGCAAAGAAGGAGCACAGGCAGGGAGAAUAUGAUGACUAUUUUGCCUCUGCAUAUAGUCUUUUGCAACAAGCAAUUCGAGAGACACCACACCAAUGUGGGAAAUGCGGAAAAUGCUUUAGGACUGCCUCAUACCUCACUGAACAUGAGAGAAUUCAUACUGGAAUUAAGCCCUACAAGUGCAAUGUUUGUGAAACAUCCUUUACCCUGCUUUCAAGUCUUGAUAUACAUCUAAGACUUCAUACUGAGGAGAAACCUUACAAAUGCAAAGAAUGUGGAAAGUCAUUUCAUCAGUUGUCAGCAUUUCAUAGCCAUCUGAAAUUGCAUAAUGGAGACAAACCUUACAAAUAUAAAGAAUGUGGCAAAUCCCUUACCCACUCUUCCACUCUCAAGAAACGUCAGAAAAAGCAUGUUGUUAGGAGAAAUUAUAUUUGUCAAGAAUGUGGCAAAGUCUCUCAUAGUCCUUCACACUUUAAGGAUCAUUCCAGAGUCCAUACUGGAGAGAAGCCUUUCAAAUGCAAUGAGUGUGACAGAGCCUUUCCCCACUAUUCAUCAUUGAGUAGACAUAGGAAAACUCAUAAUCCAGAGCAAAUGCACAAAUGUAAAGAAUGUGGUAAGUCCUUUCUUGAAUUAUCAUAUCUUAAAACUCAUUACAGAAUCCAUACUGGUGAAAAGCCUUUCAAAUGUAAGGUAUGUGACAAAUCCUUUACCUACCACUCAGCCCUUAAAACACACCAGAAAGUUCACACUGGGGAGAAGCCUUACAAAUGUACGGAAUGUGAUAAGUCUUAUACUCGAUUCUCAUCUCUAAGAGCACAUCAGAAAAUUCAUACUGUAGAGAAACCUUACAAAUGCAAAGACUGUGACAUGUCCUUUAUUGAUCUUGCAAGUCUUAUAAAACAUCAAGGAGUUCAUACUGGAGAAAGACCUUACAGAUGUAAGGAAUGUGACAAAUCCUUUACCAGUUUCACAGUUCUUAAAAGACAUCAGAUAGUUCAUACUGGGGAGAAACCUUACAAAUGUAUGGAAUGUGAAAAGUCCUUUACUCAGGAGUCAAAUCUUAGAAGACAUCAGAGAGUUCAUACUGGAGAGAGACCUUUAAGUUGUAAAGAAUGUGACAAAUCUUUUACAAGGUGCUCCUACCUCAGAGCACAUCAGAAAAUCCAUACUGGGAAACCAUACAAAUGCAAUGACUGAUAUAUCCUUUAUCCUAAUUUUGAGUCUUAGAAGACAUUAGUAAAUUCAUACUGGGCAGAAACAUACCAUUGUAAAUAAUGUGACAUAGCAUUUUCCAGUUCUCUGCUUUCAGAUCACAGCACUACACAAAAUAGAAACAUAAAUUUGUGAAAAUCUUUAAUGAAGGCUUACAUCUUAAAAAAUAUUCUAGAGUUUAUAUUAAAUAAAAUUCUGGAAAUAUAA
Molecule: messenger RNA, 3342 nt
Organism: Peromyscus californicus insignis
Lineage: Eukaryota; Metazoa; Chordata; Mammalia; Rodentia; Cricetidae
Product: zinc finger protein 54-like
Exons: 5
Coding region: 1468-3120 (550 amino acids)
Biological process (GO): regulation of transcription by RNA polymerase II
Cellular component (GO): nucleus
Molecular function (GO): DNA-binding transcription activator activity, RNA polymerase II-specific; RNA polymerase II cis-regulatory region sequence-specific DNA binding
Source: RefSeq, a predicted model, not a curated record